AUGCCAUUUGGUUUGACUUAUGCACCAGCAGUAUUCAUGGACUUAAUAAAUCGAGUUUUUCAACCAUACUUGGAUCAGUUCGUGGUAUUGUUUGUAGAUGAUAUCCUGGUUUAUUCCAAGUCAAAGAAGGAUCAUAAUACUCAUCUUAGAGUGGUCCUUCGGAUACUUCGUGAAAAGAAGUUAUAUGCUAAAUUGUCCAAAUACGAGUUUUGGUUGUCGGAGAUUUCCUUUCUUGGUCAUUUAGUGUCGUUAGAAGGCAUUAGAGUGGACCCUAAAAAGAUCCAAGCUAUAAUAGAAUGGAAAUCUAUAAAGAAUAUUACGGAAUUUCAGAGUUUCUUGUUCCUGGAAGGAAAAUGCCAAGAAAGUUUUGAGAUGCUAAAGAGAAUUUUAAUGAGGCUUCAGUGCUUGUGCAACCUGAUUCGGAUGUUAGAAUCCUUAAAUUCUCGAAGAGCGGAGGAACAAGAAAUGCAAGAGGGAACGGGGAGUGAAAGUUAUGAGGAUAAUAAUGCACAACCUCUUCCUUCAGAAAAUGCAAGUGCACCUGCACCCCAAGGGAUUCCGACUCCCGACUUUGGAAAUUUCAUGCAAGCCCUUGAUGUCAUUUUUACUUUCUCAUCCAAUCAAAAGAAGCUGGGAGAAGUUGUAUCCUUGUUAAGAGAAUCAGCUCGAGUAAGGUGGUCUAAUACUACGAUGUAUGCAUCACCGGAGCAAGUCACAUGGCAAUUUUUCCAGGAAAAAUUCAAAAACAAAUAUGUGGGUGAGCAGUUCAAACGAGCAAUGUUGAUAAAGUUCCUUAAUUUAAAGCAAGGUGACCGAGUAGUCCAUGAAUUUGAGGCUGAAUACAACAAGUUGAGCCGUUUUGCCACUGAAAUUUUGCCAAAUGAUAAGGCCAGGCGUGAUUGGUUCAUAGAGGGUUUAAGGUCGAAGCUAAAAGAAAUGAUGAUGGCCUUGAACUUUUCGAAUCUGCAAGAAGUUAUAAAUAGAGCCAAAGCUAUUGAAAGAGCUGAGGAGGAAACAUUAGCGGCGAAAUAG
Messenger RNA from Hibiscus syriacus, 1032 nucleotides. RefSeq lists its product as uncharacterized. The coding region runs from base 1 to 1032 and encodes 343 amino acids. The record is from RefSeq and is a predicted model, not a curated record. Lineage: Eukaryota; Viridiplantae; Streptophyta; Magnoliopsida; Malvales; Malvaceae. The transcript is spliced from 4 exons.